Molecule: messenger RNA, 1404 nt
Organism: Cordyceps militaris CM01
Lineage: Eukaryota; Fungi; Ascomycota; Sordariomycetes; Hypocreales; Cordycipitaceae
Product: Major facilitator superfamily transporter
Exons: 1
Coding region: 1-1404 (467 amino acids)
Source: RefSeq, a predicted model, not a curated record
AUGUCGACGACCAACUCUCAAAGUGACAUUGUCCCCCCGAAGCGACGGGGCAUCAGCUCCUUCCUUCGUGAUCCCUGGACGCAAAUCGCCAUUGUCUCGCUCAUCGCCUUUUGCAACCCGGGCAUGUACAAUGCGCUGACCGGCAUGGGGGGGUCCGGCCAGGUCAACGGGACCGUCGCCGCCAACUCCAACGUCGCCACGCACGCCUGCACCGCCGCCGUUGCUCUGCCCCUCGUGGGCACGUUCUACCGUUAUCUCGGCCCCCGCACGUCGCUGAUCCUGGGAGGCUGGACCUACGCCCUGUACGCCGGCUCGCUCCUCAACUUCAACAGGACCAAGAACGGGCCCUUUGUCAUUGCGUCUGGGGCCCUGCUCGGCAUCGGUGCCGCCUUCUUCUGGGUCGCGCAGGGAACAGUCAUGGUCUCCUACACCACGGACCGUACUCGAGGUCGCGCCAUUGGCCUGUUCUGGGUCAUCUUCAACCUCGGAGGGGCCAUUGGCUCUCUGGCCAGCUUUGGCCUCAACUUUCAUUCCAAGUCUGGCACGGUCACCGACUCCACCUACAUUGCCUACAUUGUCGUCAUGCUCUUUGGCUGGGCGCUGUCUUCACUUGUUGUCUCGGCGGAAGAUCUUUCUGCCAAGUAUACCGGAACCAGAACAAGGCGCGAGACGCACAAGAUUACGUGGGGAAAUCUGCGAAACACGCUGGCCGAAGCGGUCAAGAUUGUAUUGAGCUGGAGGAAUCUGUGUCUGUACCCCAUGUUUUUCACCGCCAACGUCUUUUACUCGUACCAGCAAAACAACGUCAACGGUGCGACUUUUACUCUACGAACCAGAUCUCUCAACGGGGCGCUGUACUGGAUGGCGCAAAUGUUUGGCGGCCUGUUCAUGGGGUUUGUUCUCGAUUCCAGCUUCGCUCGAAAGCCAACCCGUGCUCGGGCGGGCUGGUCUCUGCUUCUGGUGUCAGCUCUGGCCAUCUGGGGGGGCGGAUACAAAUUCCAGCUGUGGAACAACGUGAGACUGAGCCACGGCCACAAGCAGGACAUUGAUUACACGGACGGCAGCGUCUUCCUCGGCCCCAUGUUUCUCUACAUCUUCUACGGCGCUUUCGACUCCUUCUGGCAAAGCUUUUGCUACUGGAUCAUUGGGGCACAGUCGCAUAACCCGGUGGUCAACGCUGUGGUGGUGGGUGCUUACUCUGCAUUGAAGCCGGGAGGAGCAGCCAUGGCAUGGCGGAUCAACGCCGAGAAAUAUUCGGCCAUGACACAGUUUGCCAUGAACUGGGGAAUGGCGGUUGGGGGUCUCUUGGUAGCCCUCCCGACUAUUCUCGUCACUGGCAAAGAAGAUAACAAUUCUGACGCUGAUGUGGAGGAAGUCAAGGAGGUGGUACAGGAGAAGCUUUAG